This is a messenger RNA of Dibothriocephalus latus, 1110 nucleotides long. NCBI's taxonomy places the organism in Eukaryota, Metazoa, Platyhelminthes, Cestoda, Diphyllobothriidea, Diphyllobothriidae. The record is from the annotation of a GenBank genome assembly.
AUGUCGGCUUUCAUACGCUUUUUCUCACGCAGAUGGUUCACUCGAGGAAAAUCCGAACAGGCCAACGUUCCCAAUACCUACAUCCGACGAAAUAAAAACUCGGAUUUGGAGUGUCGUGUUCAUUUUCUGGAUGGCACGAAUCAGACGUUUUACCUUCCGAAAAAUGCCGUGGCGUCCAAGCUCUUCGAAUUUGCCUUUGCUCAUAUCGGACUGAAUGAUGAGCGGGAAUAUUUUGCCUUGCAAAUGAUAAAUAAGAUUAAGAUAUGGCUUGAUCCUACCAAACCUCUUAAAAAGCAAGUUUUCGGCUCUCCUCCUCACGUCUUUUAUAUGCGAGUCAAAUUCUUCUCUAUGAACCCACAUCAGCUGCGUGACGAUUACGCUAGGUACCUCUUUGUCCUCCAACUACGCGACGAGAUGCUGACAGGAAAGCUUCAGUGCCCUGAUGAUCAGAUCGCAGCUCAGAUGGCAGCAUUACUUCUUCAAGGUGAGUUGGGCAACUUCAACAAAGAUGAGCAUACUCCGGAAUUCAUCUCAACCUUUCACUUUCUACCUGAGGAGCGACAUACGGAAAUGUUUGACAUCGCUGUUCAACAGGAGUACGCGAACCUUGCGCGGCGAAAUCUAACACCUAGCGAGACCGAUAGGUUGUAUCUUGAAAAAGUUCGCUCUCUUCCAGACUACGGCGUAGAUAUGCACAAAGUUCAGGGCAAAGACAAAAAGGUGUACUACCUCGGCCUCACACCAUCUGGCAUCCUUGUCUACGAAGGCAGCAACAAAAUUGGACUCUUCAUCUGGUCAAAAAUCCUUAAACUUGAGAUGAAAGGCAAGAAAUUGAAACUGGUGGUCGCUGACGAGGACGAAACAAAUCGGAAGGUUGUGGAGUACACUUUCGUCUUCGUUCUGCCCGAUGCCACCGCUUGCAAACACCUCUGGAAGAGUGCCAUCGAACAGCACACAUUCUUCCGCCUGCGGGACACCGUGAAACCGCCGACAAAACUGCAACAAUUCUUCCGCCUAAAGUCCCGUUUCUACACCUCGUUUCGGCCCGAAUUCCAACUGCAGCAGGAGAACAAAUUUGGCAGCAGCAGCUUCCGCCGACGCAACACCUCC